UGGUUUCUGCAGUACUGCCAGGUCUCUACGAGUUCCUCGUACCUCCAUUGAACCAACUUGGGUGUUGGGAGACGGAGGGGAUAAGGUCUUACGAGAUUCGACCUCAUCCGGAGAUCGACGGUUCCAUCGCACACUUCGUUUUUCGCAGCCUGACAAAACAUCAUCGAUUCACUCGAUUCACUCGACGUGUCGCGAUAACCUCGACGCAUUCCUGUCCGUAACCACUGAAACCAAGACGGCAAUUAUAUGUCGAAAAUAUCACCGAACUGUCAUAAUUCGCGGCGAUAAUGGUGAGUGCUAAAAUGAAGAUGGACGUGGCGAGUUUACUGACUAGGAACCCGCUGAUGGACGAACGCGAGAGGGAGAAGAGCUUCAAGGAGUACAGCGCGAUCUUGGAUAACCUGAAGAGCUCCUUCGUAGAUAGCUGGAAGACGAAGCAAAGCGACAACGGAAAGCUGGACGAUUUCGAGCGCUUUCGCACUCUCGGGACCGGAGCUUUCGGUAGAGUCCUGCUGGUCCGACACAAGGUGACGUCCUGCUACCACGCCAUGAAGGUCCUGAACAAAGGUAAGCUCAUCAAGAUGAAUCAGGUGGACCACACGUGCAGCGAGAAGAGGGUGCUGCAGUGCCUGCGGUUCCCGUUCAUCAUGUACAUGCAGUACUACUUCAAGGAUAACUCCUACUUGUACAUGGUGUUGCCCUUCGUCAGUGGAGGAGAAAUGUUCUCACACCUGAGGAGGAUGGGCAAGUUCGAGGAGAACCUGGCGAGGUUUUACGCGGCCCAAGUAGCUUUAGCCAUCGAGUACAUGCACCAUUGCGACCUGGUUUACCGAGACUUGAAGCCGGAAAACAUACUUCUAGAGCAGAACGGCUACAUCAGGCUCACCGACUUCGGAUUUUGCAAGAUGAUAGACGGAAGAACGUGGACUCUCUGCGGGACCCCGGAAUAUCUAGCCCCUGAAGUGAUACUGUCCAAGGGAUACGGCAAACCCGUGGAUUGGUGGAGCUUUGGCAUCCUAAUUUACGAGAUGAACGCGGGAUACCCACCCUUCUAUUCCCACGAUUCCAUGAAGAUCUACGAGAAAAUCGUAGCCGGUAAAUACAGGUUCGCCAGCCACUUUGGCGACGACUUGAGGGACAUCCUGCAGAACUUCCUUCAGGUGGACCUCACCAGAAGAUUCGGGAACCUCAAGGGAGGCUGCUUGGAUAUCAAGAAGCAUCGCUGGUUCCGAAACACCGACUGGAUUAAUAUUUACAAUCAGAAGGUGGAACCUUCGUUCGUCCCUAAAUAUGGCGGACCUGGAGAUGCCUCCAAUUUUGAUAAUUACGAGGAGGAGGCUUUGACAAUAGAGUCUCAGGAUCAGUACGCGAAAGAAUUCGCUGAAUUUUAG
Orussus abietinus is the source of this 1391-nucleotide messenger RNA. RefSeq names its product cAMP-dependent protein kinase catalytic subunit-like. Gene Ontology annotation, molecular function: cAMP-dependent protein kinase activity; ATP binding. The record is from RefSeq and is a predicted model, not a curated record. NCBI's taxonomy places the organism in Eukaryota, Metazoa, Arthropoda, Insecta, Hymenoptera, Orussidae. The transcript has 2 exons. Bases 288 to 1391 code for a protein of 367 amino acids. Gene Ontology annotation, biological process: peptidyl-serine phosphorylation. Gene Ontology annotation, cellular component: cAMP-dependent protein kinase complex; nucleus.